Messenger RNA from Centrocercus urophasianus (Greater sage-grouse), 735 nucleotides. It is a transcript of the gene MED30, whose product is annotated as mediator complex subunit 30. The transcript has 5 exons. NCBI's taxonomy places the organism in Eukaryota, Metazoa, Chordata, Aves, Galliformes, Phasianidae. Gene Ontology annotation, molecular function: transcription coregulator activity. The coding region runs from base 112 to 651 and encodes 179 amino acids. Gene Ontology annotation, biological process: positive regulation of DNA-templated transcription. The record is from RefSeq and is a predicted model, not a curated record. Gene Ontology annotation, cellular component: mediator complex.
CCCGCUCUUCCGGGCGCCGCACACUGCUUCCGCCUCUGCGUUUCCACGGCGACGCGGCGCCCCGGCUUUCUCCGGUCCUGUUGUUUCAGUGGGACCCGUUGGCAUCCAGAGAUGUCAACCCCACCUCUGGCCGGGGCGGGGAUGCCUCCCGGUGCAUUCUCAGGAACACAGGCUCAGGCAGCUAGGGAGGUCAAUACAGCAUCUCUGUGCCGUAUCGGCCAGGAGACCGUGCAGGACAUUGUGUUUCGAACCAUGGAAAUCUUCCAGUUACUGAGGAACAUGCAGUUGCCAAAUGGUGUAACUUAUCAUACUGGAACGUAUCAAGACAGACUGGGAAAACUACAGGAGCAUCUCCGUCAGCUAUCAAUACUCUUCAGAAAACUGAGAUUGGUCUAUGACAAAUGUAAUGAAAACUGUGCUGGACUCGAUCCUAUUCCCAUAGAACAACUUAUUCCAUAUGUUGAAGAAGAUGGCUCCAAGCAUGAUGAUCGUGGUGCUGCUAGUCAGCUUCGUUUUGCUAGUGAAGAGAGAAGGGAAAUCAUGGAAGUAAAUAAGAAACUGAAACUGAAGAAUCAGCAACUGAAGCAGAUCAUGGAUCAGUUACGGAAUCUCAUUUGGGACAUAAAUGCCAUGUUGGCAAUGAGGAACUGAACAAGGAAAAUCGAACUCCAUAACAGAAAAUAUACAAAUAUGUUCGAGUAUGCUUCAUUUUAAGAAUAAAUAUUUUUUCCUACA